CACUGUUGAUUUUGUCUAACCUUUGGACAAAUUGGUUCAUCCCAAUGUAUUUGUCCUGAUAUAUAAGACUUCCACGACUUUGGAGAAACUCAUCUCUCCUGUUACCGCGAAGGCUCGGUACCUGAGAACAACCAUGGAGAGGAAAAUACUUCCCAUUUACUUGUUGCUGCUGCUUUCUGUUUCCUUGAUUCAGCAAGUUUCUUCUCAAGAUUUAUCAAGCUGUGCAGGGAGAUGUGGGGAAGGGUAUUCUAGAGAUACCCCCUGCAACUGUGAUUAUAACUGUCAACACUACAUGGAGUGCUGCCCUGAUUUCAAGAGAGUCUGCACUGUGGAACUUUCCUGUAAAGGCCGCUGCUUUGAAUCCUUUGAAAGAGGGAGGGAGUGUGAUUGUGACUCCCAAUGUAAGACGUAUGGCAAGUGCUGUCCGGAUUAUGAAGAUUUCUGCGAAGAAGUGCUUAGCACCACAUCACCGCCAUCUGCAAAGACUGCGCCUCCGCCUGCAGGAGCACCUCAGUCCAUCAAAUCAACAACCAAACGCUCACCCAAAUCACCAAACAAGAAGAAGACUAAGAAAGUUGUAGAAUCAGAGGAAAUAACAGAAGAACAUUCUAUUUCUGAAAAUCAAGAGUCUUCCUCCUCUUCCUCUUCCUCUUCAACUAUUCGGAAAGUCAAGUCUUCCAAAAAUACAGCUGGUAAUAGAGAAUUAAAGAAGAAACCCAAAGUAAAAGAAAACAAGAAACCAGCUCCUAAAAAGAAACCUACCCCAGAACCACCAGUUGCAGACGAAGCUGGAAGUGGACUGGACAACGGCGAUUUGAAGCUCACCCCAACUCCUGACGUUCCUACUACUCAACGCAAUAAAGUUACCACGACCUCCACAGUUACAACAGUGAAAACAGAUUCUCAACCCAGUCUUGCACCUAAUUCUGAAACAUCCAAAACGACCUCUUCGACAACCAAUACGGAGAAAACAGUUGAAACUAAAGAGACUUCUGUAACAAAUAAAGAGACUUCAGCUAGUGAGACAGAGAAGACUACUUCAGCUAAGGAGACACGAAGUGCAGAGAAAACAUCCAAAGAUUCUGUAGCCACAACCGAAGAAUCUGCUAAGUCUACAACAGAAGCUGAAACUACAACCAAAGCUGCUUCCACCACCCCCAAGGAGACUACACCCACCACCCCCAAGGAGCCUACACCGACCACCCCCAAUGAGCUUACACCCACCACCCCUAAGGAGACUACACCCGCCACCACCACCAAAGAGCCUACACCCGCCACACCCAAUGAGCUGACACCCACCACCCCCAACGAGCUUACACCAACCACCCCCAAGGAGACUACACCCACCACUACCACCAAAGAGCCUACACCCACCACCUCCAAGGAGCCUGCUCCCACCACCCCUAAGGAGACUGCUCCCACCACCCCUAAGGAGACUGCUCCCACCACCCCUAAGGAGACUGCUCCCACCACCCCUAAGGAGACUGCUCCCACCACCCCUAAGGAGACUGCACCCACCACCCCUAAGGAGACUGCUCCCACCACCCCUAAGGAGACUGCACCCACCACCCCUAAGGAGACUGCUCCCACCACCCCUAAGGAGACUGCUCCCACCACCCCUAAGGAGACUGCACCCACCACCCCUAAGGAGACUGCACCCACCACCCCUAAGGAGACUGCACCCACCACCCCUAAGAAGACUACACCCAUCACCCCCAAGGAGCCCACUCCAACUUCUCCUGAGACACCUGCACCAACCCCCUCAGAGGCCUCUACUCCAGCUACUACCAUGGAGCCUCCCAGUCCUCCCGAGAAUCCUGCUGCAUCAACUCCUGAGUCGCCUGCAGAAUCCACACCAGAGGUUCUUGAAGACAGUCCCAAGGAGACUGCUGUAACUACAACCAAGGCUUCUGAAGUGACUGAGUCUGAAAUUACUACCACAGCUAAGGAUAAAACAACAGAAAAAGACAUACAUACCACAACUGAAAUUACAACUGCUACAUCUAAGAGUACAACAAAAGAGACAGCAACUCCAACAGAAGAAAAGGCCACUGAAUCCAAAACAAGUACGACUGUGCAGGUAACAUCUACCACAACCAAGGAUACGGUGACAUCACCCAAAAUUACUAGCAAGGAAACAACUGUUGCACCCAAAGUAAUGACUACAACAAAAAAGACAACUACUACUACAACUGAAGAGACUCUGAAUACAUCUGAAGAAACAGCAGAUACAUCAGAAGACACAGUUACUAGUUCGAAAGCGACAACUCGUCAACCCCAAAAGCCAACCAAAGCACCCAAAACGCCCACUUCUACCAAAAAGCCAAACACAACACCUAAAGUGAGAACACCAAAGCCUACGCCAUCCCCCCCAAAGAUGACUGCAUCAACGGUGCCUACCCUGAAUCCUGCCUCUUCACGGGAAACCAUGCUCCAAACCAACCCCAGGCCAAACCAAACUCCUAAUUCAGAAAUAGUUGAAGGAAAUCCAGAGAGUGAAGAACCAUGUGCUGAGGAAGGAGAAAAACCUCACGUAAUUCUCAAGCCCAACGUGUUAACUCCUAUAGUCAUUCCAGGCACUGACGUCAUAGUGAGCACACCCAAUCAAGACAUGGGCAUCAACCCGAUGCUUUCAGAUGAGACUAAUUUAUGCAACGGGAAACCAGUAGAUGGACUGACUACUUUGAGGAAUGGGACAUUAGUUGCAUUUCGAGGUCAUUAUUUCUGGUUGCUAAAUCCGCUCAGUCCACCAUCUCCACCUCGCAGGAUUACUGAAGUUUGGGGUAUUCCCUCCCCCAUUGAUACUGUUUUUACUAGGUGCAACUGUGAAGGAAAAACUUUCUUCUUUAAGGAUUCUCAGUACUGGCGUUUCACCAAUGAUGUACAAGAUGCAGGGUACCCCAAACAAAUUGCAAAAGGAUUUGGAGGACUAAAUGGAAAAAUAGUGGCAGCUCUCUCAAUAGCUAAAUAUAAGGACAGACCCGAAUCUGUGUAUUUUUUCAAGAGAGGUGGCAACGUUCAGCAGUACACUUAUAAACAGGAGCCUGUGAGAAAGUGCACUAGAAGGCCUGCUAUUCAUUAUCCAGUGUUUGGAGAAACAACACAGGUUAGGAGGCGUCGCUUUGAACGGGCUGUCGGACCUUCUCAAACACACACCAUCAGAAUUCAGUAUACGCCCGUCAGAGUCCGUUAUCAAGACAAAGGUUUCCUUCAUAAUGAAGCUAAAGUGAGUUACAUGUGGAGAGGAUUUCCAAAGGUGGUUACUACAGCUAUAGCACUGCCCAACGUCAGAAAACCUGAUGGCUACGAUUACUACGCUUUUUCUAAGGAUCAAUACUAUAACGUCGAUGUGCCUAGGAGAACAGCGAGAGCCAUUAGUACGCGUUCUGGCCAGACCUUAUCCAGUGUCUGGUACAAGUGUCCUUAGACUGAUGGCGAAGGAAGAGUCAACUAAUGAAAAGGAAGACAAGAAUGAUACAUUUUGACACUGAAAUACAUUUUAUUAAUAAAGAAUAUUGAGAUAAGCA
Messenger RNA from Rhinolophus ferrumequinum (greater horseshoe bat), 3527 nucleotides. It is a transcript of the gene PRG4, whose product is annotated as proteoglycan 4. The transcript is spliced from 13 exons. Lineage: Eukaryota; Metazoa; Chordata; Mammalia; Chiroptera; Rhinolophidae. Gene Ontology annotation, biological process: immune response. The record is from RefSeq and is a predicted model, not a curated record. Gene Ontology annotation, molecular function: scavenger receptor activity; polysaccharide binding. Bases 134 to 3427 code for a protein of 1097 amino acids.